AUCUUAAAAAUCCAAAGAGGAACAGAACUUUGGAGUUUGGAGUCUCGUCUCAACCAGCAAAAAAAAAAUCCGACCACCGAUGUCCUCCCCAGCACAACCAACCGCCGCCACGCAACUCCGCCAACGCCUCCGUCCAUGGGCCCAAUUUUUUAGCCUAUCCACCUUCAGUCUCCCAAUCUCCCUCUCCGACACCACCUACCGGAUCAACCAAAACCUCCGCUUCUUCUUCCCAAACUACACUCUCCUCGUCCUAUUAGUCCUCUUCCUCAGCCUAAUCUACCACCCUCUUUCCCUCAUCAUCUUCCUCGUCAUCUUCGCCGGAUGGCUCUUUCUCUACUUCUCCAGAAACCCUGAUGACCCAUUGAUCAUCUUGAACUUUGAAAUAAGUGAUAAGAUUGUUUUGGGGCUUCUGGGCUUGGUUACUUUGGUUGCCCUAAUUUUUGCUAAGGUCUGGCUGAACGUCGUCGUAUCAGUGGUGAUUGGAGUGGUGAUUGUCUGCUUACAUGGUGCAUUGAGAGCUCCCGAGGAGGAUUUGGAGUCUCCUUAUGGGUCUUUGCUUUCUGAUGUAACUAGCCCAUCAGGAGACUAUACUAUGGUUUAGGAUUUCAAUUGAUGAAAGUUCUACUUGAUCAAAUUUUCUGGGUUUGGAUUAUUUUGGAAUAUAUCAGCAGGGAUUUAUGGAAAGGAUAGUAAUUUUUAGAAUGUUAAAUUCUGGAUUUUGUAUUUCCUGUUUUAAGCUUUUGUAGUUGUAUUUCUUCCGAUGAAAAAUGAUUUGGAUUGAAGAAUAAUAUUUGACUGUCUUUCUUCA
Coffea eugenioides is the source of this 808-nucleotide messenger RNA. Its product is annotated as PRA1 family protein E-like. The coding region runs from base 80 to 601 and encodes 173 amino acids. The record is from RefSeq and is a predicted model, not a curated record. Lineage: Eukaryota; Viridiplantae; Streptophyta; Magnoliopsida; Gentianales; Rubiaceae. Gene Ontology annotation, cellular component: Golgi apparatus; endoplasmic reticulum. The transcript has a single exon. Gene Ontology annotation, biological process: vesicle-mediated transport.